This is a messenger RNA of Symbiodinium natans, 999 nucleotides long. The record is from the annotation of a GenBank genome assembly. NCBI's taxonomy places the organism in Eukaryota, Dinophyceae, Suessiales, Symbiodiniaceae.
AUGGUCGACGAGCACGCAGCUGCUGUUAGAUCGUGGUUAGACAAGUUGGUGAUCGGCAUGAACCUAUGCCCGUGGGCCAGAACAGCCGAUGAGUCCGGCGGAAUCCGGGUGGUCACUUGCCUUGGGUCCACCCCUGCAGAGGUGCUGCAGGACCUCCAAAGAGAGGCGGAAGCGUUGCCAAAAGAGCGGGAUACUCGACCGGGCGUAGCAACCACAAGCCUCGUGGUCUGCCCUCACGUGAAAGCCUGGCGCGAAUUUGAACCGUUCGCAGAAUUCUUCGGCAACACCCUGAAGAACGGGGUGACGUUCGAAGCCAGCCUGGGUGUCAAGCUGGUGGCAUUUCAUCCCCAGUUUGAGCAUCAACCGUUGUUUGGCAGCGUGCUUGAGGUGGACGAUGUCUUGUCUCUACCGCUUGAUGGGGCCUUGCAGGAGGCCACGGUCUUGGACCCAGAUGCCGGGCAAGACGAAGAGGGCCAUGACAUGUUUCUGGUCGGCCUGAAAGAUGGACGCGAGGAGCGAGUUGCCUACAAGUACCUGGCAGAGCUUCUGCAAGAGGAGGGAGAUGACCAGGACGAAGAGCUUGAGGAGCAGCUGCAAGGUGAGGCUAUGCUUGCCGGAGGUGAGCUUGCACCAGAUGAGAUUCUGGCGAGCGUUCCGCAGCGUGCGCCGCGACCAACAUUUCACCUCUUGCGGCUUUGCGACGUGUCUGCAGCUCUUGCCGACCCCUCAGCUGGAGAUCAAGUUUUGGAGCAGAAUGCGGACACCGUGCAAAAGCUGGGACUUGAAAGCUGGACGCGCCUGAUGGCAAAAUGGCCUUGGCCAGAUGAAGUCACUAUAGGUUUGCAGUGUCAGUAUGACUUCGUAACGCUUGUGAUGUCAGGCAGCUACUCAUUCCGGAACGGCAUGAGCAGUCUGACUGAUGCCAUAGAGGACUCCCUGCGGCACCCGGCACCUGGAACGCGUGCGGUGGAGAUUCGGCAUUUGCCACAGAGGUUGUAA